UGUAAUUUCAUAUUUGGAAGAGAUGCAAAGAAUCCACUCAUUAAACGCAUUGCUCUCAUAUAUUUGUUAUCACCAUCUAUUGUAAGAGAAAGAAAAGCGUGUCAAUACAGUUCAUAGUCAUUUCUGUGAGGGUGAGGGUGAUUGAUUGUAUUCUGAGAAUCUCACAAACAGUUUCACCGACUAGUGAUUGUACUAAUCGAUAAAAAUCAUUACCAUCCAAUGUAAACACAUUGUCUGGUACUAGAGACGUUUAAUGAUAAUAAAUUUUAUGAUUUUGUCAAAAAUAUUUGUGGAGAGACUGAAGCUGAAUUAUUAGAAGUGCAACAAAUAGCAAAUGCUCAGUCUUUAUUAUUGACUGAUGAUAUAUUUGGUAUUAUGGAUGUCGAUUGUCUCGAUUUAAUUAAUUUAAAAAAGAAAAUAUCAUUUACAUUAGCUGAUGGUUUAUUUCUUUUAAAAGCUGGUAUUAAAGCAAAUAUUAAAUAUUUAAAAGAACUAUUUUUGAAAAAAAAUGAAGAAAUAAUGAAAGAGACAAAAUUAAAAUCAAAACAACAAAGAACCGUAACAACAGCUGCUAGUAAUUCCACUCCACCACCGUCAUCAUCGAUUAUAACCAUACCACCAGUUUCAACUAAUUCAGCUCCUCCAUUACCACUACCAACAAUGACAAUACAUGAACAUAAAGAUUUUAUAUUAAAAUUAAUUAAACAGUGGUGUUUAGAUAAUAAAGAAAACGCUGGUUUAGAUGAUUUUCAAUUAAGAGGUGGAGAAGAUUUUACAUUAAAAUUCCAUAAUAACCAUAAUAUUUUAGAAGCAGCAAUUAUAUGUAAAUGUGGCUCAAAUUUCUCAUUAACGAAAAAGGAUAAUAAAUUUCAAUUGUCAAAUUUUUACAAACAUAUAAAAAAACUGAAUUGUUCAUUAAUGAAAGAAUUUGUAACGAAAAAUAACAAAGAAAAAAGAACUAAUGUUCAAAUACCAUCAUCACCGACAUCACCAGUACAGUCACAACCAUCAGUUCAAAUAAUAACGAAUCCUAUAGCUGCACCAUCUCCAUCCACAAGUAGUACAUCAACAACAGCACCAACGAAAAAUAAUUCUAAACGUUCUGCACCAGCAUCAAAAAACGAUGAAACACGAACGAAAAAGAAAUUAGUUUAUUCUGUUCAAUGUAAAAAUUGUGAUCUAAAAUAUAUUGGUGAAACGAAUCGUGAUAAGCAAACAAGAAUGCGUGAACAUAAAAAUGACAUAAAGAAAAAUAAACAAACAUCACUAAUAGCUCAACAUUCGAAUAUGAAUAAUCAUAUGAUGGACUUAGACUAUGCUGAAACCCUAACACUAGAGUCAACCUGGAAACGACGUGUAAUAAAGGAGAGCAUAUUAACACAUCAAUCAAAAGGCUUGACAAAGAUUGUUACGAAGCAUUACUAUCUUUGUUACAUAUAUUCCAAACAAAUCGAUUCAGAUAAAUCAAAACUACGAAUAACAAAAGGUGCCAAGCCGAAAAUUCGUGAAAAACCUGUUAUUCGGCCUCGUCAUUUGACUUUUUCGCCCACAGAAUAUGAGGUACCAUUACCAAAAUAA
Molecule: messenger RNA, 1578 nt
Organism: Didymodactylos carnosus
Lineage: Eukaryota; Metazoa; Rotifera; Eurotatoria; Philodinida; Philodinidae
Source: the annotation of a GenBank genome assembly